AUGUUGUCGGACAGCAAAACGCAGGAAGCCGCCCUGAAGCUGAUGCUGAUGCUGACCGAUGCCGGGGUCUCCCAGCCUGGCUCAGACAUCGGCACCGAGAUGAUCGCUGGCGGAGCAGUGCCAAGCCUACGGGAGUUAUUGUCAAGCUCAAACUCAGCGCUCCAGGAGAUGUCUGCAGCUGUCCUUGGCAACCUGUGUCACGAGAGCCCCGAAAAUCAAGACAAACUUGCGGAGGCGGGCAUUUUCGGGAAGCUGGUGGACUUGCUCUCCAGUGGCGCCACACCGGCGCAGGAAGCGGCCUACGCCAUCUGGAACCUCACAGUUGGCCACGAGAAGAACAGCGAUGCAAUCGCCCGCAUGGGUGCAGUGCCAAAGCUUGCAGAGCUCCUGAAGAACACUUCCGACAUCGCACAAGAAAAUGCGGCAGGUGCCUUGAUGCACAUCACGAUGUCAACAGAAGCUCGCGCUGCGAUUAGCAAAUGCAAUGCCAUCCCAAAGCUGUGCGAGCUUCUUCAGCCCAGCUAUGAGCCGGAGGUAAGUACUCAAGCUGCUGGUGCCCUGCUGAACCUCGCAAGCGAUUGUACUGAGUAUGCCAAGGAGAUUGUGUCAAACGACGCGAUUGGCCCGUUGAUCAACUUGGUCAAGGAUGGUCCAGACCUGGCGCGGGAGUAUGCCGCAGGGGCGCUGAUGAACCUCAUGCGUGGGGAGAUGGAGGUGGCCACUGCGGCCGCGAAGCUCAGCGCCAUCCCUGUCCUUGCCGGUUUGUUGUCCCGAUCUUCGGGCCACUCGGAGGCCCUGGGAGCUUUGGCGAACUUGGCGAGUGGGAGCGCAGAUCGCCAAAUCCAGAUCUACAAGGCACAGGUGACCCGCAAAACGGUCUCACUACUCAGUGAUCCUGACAUUGACGUACGGCGAAGUGCCGCCGCCCUUCUCAUGAACCUGGCCCCACAUGGCAAGAUCAAGGAGCGAAUCGUGGAAGCUGGCGCGCUGAAGCCGCUGGCGAAGGCUUUAAAAGACGACGAUGAAAUCUUGAAGGAACGGGCUGCCGGUGCGCUGGCGAAUCUCUUCAACGACCACAGCGCAAACGUGCAUCAGGGCUUCCAGCAGGCGAGUGAGAUGAUCCCGUCCCUCGUGGCAUUGAUCCAAGAAGCUGGUCUCUCCGAAGACGCCAAGCGUCAGGCUGCUCAUGCGCUUGCGAUGCUGGCUGCGGAGGAUGGACCAUGUGAUGCAGUCUGGCAAGCAAAAGCUGGUCCUCCACUUAUUGCACUUCUUAAGGACAUGAUUGGAGAGGCUGCCUUGGGCAUCAUGAACUUGUCCUGGAGAUGGCCGGAAGUGAAGGCGGAGUUGGCAAAAGCUGGAACCCUGGAGUACCUGAUGGACAUGCUGAGGCUUGGAGACGCGAUGGCCAAAGAGUACGCAGCGGGUGCUUUGAUGAACAUGACAGCAGGUUCACCUGACAGCGCUGAGAAGGUGACGCCGGCGGUCAAGGAUUUAGCAGAACUUUUGAAGGCCGAUGCCAUUCAAGCAGCGGAGUGGGCCGCAGGUGCUCUGGCAAACAUAAUCAGAUCAGGGCCUGCAGCGCAGGAAACGGCAGUUGCACAGGGAGCAGCAACUUCUUUGGCAGCCUUGCUGCCCAAGGUCACUGCCAACGGCAUGUCACUUGUCGUCCUGGCCUUGACAUCGCUUGCAGAGACGCAAGCUGCUGCAGUGACACGAGCACUGGGAGCGAAGGAGAAAGCAAAACUCCGUGACUUCAGGGAUAGCAGCAAUCCAGACUUGCAAGACUACACGAAGGCACUCGUGGACAAGCUUGGCCCAGGCUUUUCUAUCUGA
Molecule: messenger RNA, 1833 nt
Organism: Symbiodinium necroappetens
Lineage: Eukaryota; Dinophyceae; Suessiales; Symbiodiniaceae
Source: the annotation of a GenBank genome assembly